AUGCCAGGCAUCAGCAAGAAACCUUCCUUCUCCUCCAACCCCGGCAGCACCCCCGGCUCGCCCAACAACAAGACGGUUCGUCUUGCCGAGAACCCUCACGUCUCCGCUUUUCUUUCUCCCAAGUCCCGCAUCUACGCCGGUGGUCAUGGAUACCCCGGACACCCCAAUCCAUCCAAGGGCAAUCAUGGACCAGGCGCAUUCUCUGCCACCUCCGUCACAUCUGAUGCCUUCGCCAUCUCAGGCAAGCAACUCACCCCUGACGAAGUAGCCCAGAAGAUCGCAUCUAUGCUCAAACCCGGUCCUCCCUUCUUCUCUCGCGUCAGCAACGCUGAUCUCAUCGAUUUCAUCUCCGAUGGCUCCAUCAUGAAUUGCGACAAGCUUCGCGCUCAAGCUGAACAGCUCGAGGCUAAAAAGCAAGCUAGUAGGGCAAACACCGCAUUCGUUCCCUCCGGAACCGUUGUUCGUCGUAGAGCAGAGGAAGAGAGAUGGACAGGAGUGGGUACUGUCUGGUCUUCCCUUGACGGACUACCUGCCGGUGCUGGAUGGGGUAAGAUUCCCGGUGCUCCCGCUACUGUUCAGGGUGGAAGCGGAUUCUCGACCAAGUCAGGAAGUGGAGGGAUGGAAGAUGAUGGAUUGUGGAACGCUAUUACGCUCAGCGUUGAUAUUGACUGUACCACUGUCGAGCUUGCUAAGAGUGUGGUUGUUCCCACGCAAGUUUUGCAGAACAACCAUUUCUACAACGGUAACGCUCAGUCAUUGUUCCACGAUAUCGGAGCUGGUGUCAAGUACAAGUUCGAUAACCUGGUCGGAAAAGCUACGGGAGGGUUGAGACAUAAAGCUUCCUCCAGCGCUCUUGGUGGCGCUGCUGGCUCGAGUGGAUCCAAGAUCGCUCCUAACUACCUUUCCCUUUCUGCAUACACCGAUCCCAACGCUGCAUUUGGUGCUAAUGCUUUCGAGCUCAAGUGGCCCAGUUGGAUGCCUUGGGGCAAGAAGCACACUCCUGCUACGCCUACCACUCCUGAAGCUGGCGAGCAUGCAGGGGGACAGAAGCGUGUUUGGGUUCCGAGCUCGACCAAGGUUUCGAUUCACGCUUCUUGGUGGGGUUACAACCUUUACCUGCCCCAGUCGGUGCUCGAUUCGCUCGAUGGAGAUGUUGAUGAGGCUGAGAAGAUCGCCAACCUUAUCAACAAGUGCUUGACUUUCAUCCUCAACAACGUUCCCGCAGGGUUGCCUCCUGCGUUCUUUGCCGUGGUAACAAUUCUCAAAGCGAUCGCACCUACCACCGGUUACAUUAGCACCUUCAUCGGAUGGAGUUGGGACACUAUCAAGAGCUUCAACAAGGGCCAGGGCGUUAUUCUUUCCGCAACCUGGAUCUUGUCCGUCGCACUUAUCCCUCGUGCUUGGGAUGCUCCCGCCUCCCCCGGUUCGAUUCCUACCACACCUGUCACUGCCAACCCAAACCCUACCACUCCCACUACAUCCGCCCCUCCCAGCGCCCCCACCGACACAGCCCCCAGCACUGGCACCUCCGGCAGCGGCAUGCCAAUCACUCCCCAACGCUAUCAACGGUACCGAGCCUACGACACCACCGAUCCAGAAAACACUCCUAUCCCUAUCAUCACAAACCCCGUCCCAGCCCCCGGAGCAACCCUGCCACCAGCAAACCCAUCCCAAAUCAGCUUAGACUUGACCCCACCUCCCGCUAAUGACACUUCCAACGCCACAUACCCAGGUGAUGCCAGAGGUCGCGGUGGCGAUCCCACAACCUCUGCUUCUAUGGGAAACACUCCUGCGCCCGCAAACCAGGUUCCCAUCGACGCUGAGUCGUAA
This is a messenger RNA of Ustilago hordei, 1830 nucleotides long. RefSeq lists its product as uncharacterized. NCBI's taxonomy places the organism in Eukaryota, Fungi, Basidiomycota, Ustilaginomycetes, Ustilaginales, Ustilaginaceae. The transcript has a single exon. The record is from RefSeq and is a predicted model, not a curated record. The coding region runs from base 1 to 1830 and encodes 609 amino acids.